Messenger RNA from Phyllopteryx taeniolatus (common seadragon), 1963 nucleotides. RefSeq names its product YJU2 splicing factor homolog B (gene yju2b). The transcript has 10 exons. Gene Ontology annotation, cellular component: post-mRNA release spliceosomal complex; U2-type spliceosomal complex. The record is from RefSeq and is a predicted model, not a curated record. NCBI's taxonomy places the organism in Eukaryota, Metazoa, Chordata, Actinopteri, Syngnathiformes, Syngnathidae. Gene Ontology annotation, biological process: mRNA splicing, via spliceosome. The coding region runs from base 543 to 1577 and encodes 344 amino acids.
UUGUACGUAAAUGCGUGUCCAUGAUCAUCUUGGUCGUUGUAGUCACAUUACAUCAUAAUGUCACACCGUGGUUUAAAAAAACGCAAGACUUGUACUAUUUUGGAGAUGCUCGUAGUUACGACAGUUCACACAGUACUGCCUGUAGUUAUUACUAUUAAAAUAUCAGUUUGACAUGUGUCAUGUAUAUAUAUAUAUAUAUAAGGGGAAGAAUAAAACUGUUUUGAGAUGCUCAUAUUUGCGACAAUGCACAAUUUACGGCGGCUGCAAAUCACAAAACCUUCCCGUUUCUAAACGUUCAGCAUUUACUUUAGUUGAAUUGAACACACUAGUAAUAUGGAAAAGUCUCUCGGUCUCCAUCUCUAAAUCUGCCUCGGGUUUUUUUUCGGGGACUUUUCGUGUCGUUUGAAGGACUUCGUAGCUAAAGCUAAGUUAGCCGCGACAAUCUUCGUUCAGCAAAACAUCUCUGGUGACCGCCGAUCGUCGUCCGUGUUUACAGCAGCAUUUAUUGACUCUGCGAGCCGUGCAGCGGUCUCAUCGUCAAAAUGGGAGAACGAAAAGGAACAAACAAGUACUAUCCACCGGACUUCGAUCCGGCUAAGCACGGCUCUCUCAAUGGAUACCACAAAACACACGCCCUGCGGGAGCGUGCAAGGAAGCUGUCCCAGGGCAUCCUCAUCAUCAGGUUUGAAAUGCCGUACAACAUCUGGUGUGACGGCUGCAAGAACCACAUCGGCAUGGGAGUCCGAUACAAUGCAGAGAAGAAGAAAGUGGGCAACUACUUCACCACUCCAAUCUACAGGUUCCGGAUGAAGUGCCACCUGUGCGUCAACCACAUCGAGAUGCAGACGGACCCGGCCGCCUGCGACUAUGUCAUCGUCAGCGGCGCCAGCAGGAAGGAGGAGCGAUGGGACAUGGCCGACAACGAGCAGAUACUCACCACCGAGCGUGAAGAGAAGGAGAAGCUGGAGACGGACGCCAUGUUCAAGCUGGACCACGGCGGGAAGGACAAGGAGAAGCUGAACAAGGCUUUGCCCUCACUACUGGAGCUCCAGGACCACCAGGCCGCAUGGAAGGAUGACUUCCAGAUCAACAGUGCCCUGCGCAGGAAGUUCAGGACGGAGAAGAAGGUGAUGGUGGAGAAGGAGGAGAAGGACGAUGCGGUGCGGACGAGGACCAACCUGAGCAUCCCGCUGCUGCCCGAGCGCGCCGAGGACAUGAGGCUGGCGGCGUUGCUCAGCUUCCAGACGCCAGACUCGUACGACGACAAGCAGCGCAGCAAACGCCAGGAGAUCUCCUCACGCUCGUGGUUCAACUCCACUCCAGGGGGUACCACCACCACCACCACCACCUCCGGGGGUCUGCUCCACAAGUUGGGACUGCAGGGCAAAGAGGCGGCCGUGGCCAAAGCUCUGGGACCCUCACGGACCCCCCUAAUCCGCAGGAAGUCGGACCCCCAGGAAGCGCCGUUGUCAUCGUCGUCACGGGAAGUCGUUACUACUGAGCAGGACGCAAGUGCGGCAAGUUUGGGCUCCCUGGUGCCCAACUACAGCGACUCGGACUCGGACCACGGGCACUGACAGCAAGUAAACCACGCUGACUUAUUGAUGCCUUUCCGCCACUGUAGGAAUGCAGAGUGUUCCGUCCGGACAUUGGUGACGCCUCAGCGCAAACAGGACGUCCUGAUAACUUUGACUCCCAUUGAUUUUUUUAUUUUGUAUUUAUUUUCUCUUUUCUUUUUUCUUUUAAACUCCCAGGAAACUGAACUAAACAGCUGUUUGCUCUUUUCAAAACCAACCUACAGGAAAUGACACUGAACAAAUUGACUGAUGUUGUGGAUUUAGUGUACUUAACAGUGUCCACCAGGCCACCAUGUAAAAUAAAUGCCAGAAAAUUAUUUGAAACAUGGCAGUUCUCAGUCUUUAGUCCAAAAUGAGUUAAAUAAAAUGUAUUUGUUUUUGUUUGA